This is a messenger RNA of Caenorhabditis remanei, 471 nucleotides long. RefSeq lists its product as uncharacterized. NCBI's taxonomy places the organism in Eukaryota, Metazoa, Nematoda, Chromadorea, Rhabditida, Rhabditidae. The coding region runs from base 1 to 471 and encodes 156 amino acids. The transcript is spliced from 3 exons. The record is from RefSeq and is a predicted model, not a curated record.
AUGGAGUGGGCCAUGAUGUAUUCUGGACGUCCGGAUAGACCAAAAAGAGUGGAUGAGAGUACAUCUACUGCUGAAAAAGAGAUGCAGCAAGCAAUGGACUUUGUUAAUAAUAACGCGGACGUUCCAUUAGAAGACCUAGCUCUUCAAAAUCAAGAGUUGCAGAAAGAGAAGUGGAUUGAGUACCGUAAACUCAAAGCUCGCAAGUGUCCAACUCUCGAGGAGCAGAAGCGUGGUGAGAACGGGAGAAUCAUCUUCUCCGAUGAGUACAUCGACUUUAUCUUCUACCGCGAACUCCAGCCACUCGUUGAUAUUCGUGUUCUUCAACACACCGAGAACAUCAUUAAGGAGAGAAUUGCCAUUCGUGAUGCUAAGAAGUUCGCCGAGGAUAAUGGACUGGUAUUCGAUGAGGCAGCUGUAAUCAAAACUCAUCGCGAAAAUGUGGAACCAUCGACCUCCACCCCAACUGCAUGA